Molecule: messenger RNA, 2888 nt
Organism: Plectropomus leopardus (leopard coralgrouper)
Lineage: Eukaryota; Metazoa; Chordata; Actinopteri; Perciformes; Serranidae
Gene: atg3
Product: autophagy related 3
Biological process (GO): nucleophagy; autophagosome assembly; autophagy of mitochondrion
Cellular component (GO): cytosol; phagophore assembly site
Molecular function (GO): Atg8-family ligase activity
Source: RefSeq, a predicted model, not a curated record
UUGCUCUUGCUGACACUCUGCUUGAGUAGCUAUGUCAAAAUAAUCACAUUUUCACAGGACGGUUUCUUAAAUAACCUCCCGUUUUUAUCUCGAAGGAACUGUACAAGAUGCAGAACGUGAUAAACACGGUGAAAGGGACGGCUCUCGGUGUGGCUGAGUUUCUGACUCCAGUGCUGAAGGAAUCAAAAUUCAAAGAGACUGGAGUCAUUACACCAGAAGAGUUUGUUGCAGCAGGAGAUCACCUGGUUCAUCAUUGCCCCACGUGGAAAUGGGCCUCUGGGGAGGAAGUCAAGGUGAAGCCAUAUUUGCCGCAGGAUAAGCAGUUCCUCCUGACACGCAAUGUUCCCUGUUACAAGCGCUGUAAACAGAUGGAGUAUUCAGACGAGCUGGAGGCCAUCAUAGAGGAAGAUGACGGAGACGGGGGCUGGGUGGACACUUACCACAACUCAAGUGUGUUAGGAGUCACAGACGCCGUACGAGAAAUUUCACUGGACAAUAACAAGGACAAGAAUAUGAACGCCACAUCUGCAGCAUGUUGUGACGAUGAUGACGAUGAUGAUGAAGACGGAGAAGCAGCAGAUAUGGAAGAGUACGAGGAAAGCGGCCUGUUGGAAACAGAUGAGGCGACCUUGGACACCAGUAAAAUGGUUGAAACCAAAGCCAAAGCAGAGCCGGGGAGUGAGGACGCCAUCCUUCAGACUAGAACAUACGACCUGUACAUCACAUAUGAUAAAUACUACCAGACCCCUCGACUCUGGCUGUUUGGAUAUGAUGAAGAUCGGCAACCGCUGACUGUAGAGCAGAUGUACGAGGACAUCAGCCAGGACCACGUGAAGAAGACGGUCACCAUCGAGAACCACCCUCACCUUCCUCCGCCUGCCAUGUGCUCUGUCCACCCUUGCCGACAUGCUGAAGUGAUGAAAAAGAUCAUUGAGACUGUGGCAGAAGGCGGAGGAGAGCUUGGAGUGCAUAUGUAUCUUUUGAUUUUCCUCAAGUUUGUCCAGGCGGUCAUUCCCACAAUAGAAUACGACUACACAAGACACUUCACCAUGUAGCUUCAUGAAUCUGCCUCUGCUAAUGCGACAUCUGUACAUGGGAAAGAUCCGCUCUCCUGCCUCUGUGUUGAGAUUACAUCUGAGGUGCGUCCAGCACAGAUAGAAAUGUGUUCCAACUUUUGCUGGCCUCGCUAUAGCAUGAAAAGGACACCUUUCAUCAAAGUCAUAGCUGUCUUAUUUCUUAUGUUGUAUCAUUUUAUUUUACUCAUGAAAAACUAGAAAUGUGAAAACAACAAACUGGCUAGUAUUAUCGGCCAACUUCCAAGUCUUUGUUCUAAGUAAGGCUAACCAUCCUGAACACAAAUCUGUACUGGACACACAGAAACAGAUAUCCAUCUUUUCAUCUGACUCCAGGUACAGACGAGGCUUCAGACUGUACCUCCGAUGUUUCUCUACAGGUUUUAAUGUUGUGACCACAAUGUGGUGAGCUCUCACAAAGUUCCCGUUAAGGAGAUUGUGAUGCUGUUACUAAAACUCACCCCAUUCCACACUGCUCCGCUGCUUGAAACGUCUAUUUUCAGAUAAUAAGUCGCUCCCCGGACGCGCAAAUUGUCAGCUUCUUGAGUUAUUAAAGAUCCGACAGCUUACAGCAGAAAAGCAGGUGGCUGAUGAUGCUGGAGAACAGUAAGAUUGAACAAAAACAUUACGUUUGUGGGCCAUAAAACCUGCUAGUUUCCCAGCAGAACAUUUCAUUUUAACAGAACAAUCCACGCUAUUCACUUCACUAGCCAGUGGUUUUAAAGGUGUAGUUCAGAUUUCUUCAAAGUGGGGUUGUAUGAGGUACUUGUCCAUAGUUGAUGUAUUACAUACAGUACGUGGUGGACUGAUAGAGGCAAUGUUAGACCAGCGGCUCCUGUGUUCAGUGAUGUCAAAUCAGUGUUUUUCUCAAUGGAGUCUGGCUUUGAAGAAAGCCAUAAAAUGUCCUUAAUAACACUUUGAAAAUACUGUGUGAUGGAGAGGUAAAGCGAUGUAAAUACUCUCAACAUGCCAUACAUUUAAAGUAAUAUUAAUAGUUUUAGGUGGGACUGUUUUAAGGUGGCUAAUAUACAUUUUAUUGUGGACCCAAAUCACAGCAGUACAUUACUUAGUUUUCAUGUAAGCACUCCGACCUUGUUUCUUCAAACUGGGAGCUUACUCAUGGCCAUUUACAGUGUGUAAAACACUGUCUGUGUUUAAGUACCUCAUACAACCCCACUUCCAAAAAAUCUGAACUAUCCCCUUAAUUUUUCAGCUCAUUGGUGUAGACCUACAACUAGCUUCCAAUUAAUAUCAGAAAGUAUUUAAUAUCUGGAUUUAGACCUGGACAGCUAUUUAAUGUCUCUGUACCUGACAGCAGCAUUGAUAGAAACCUCUUGACUAUAAACACUAUAGCUUCCACUCUGCCGAAGACAUGACUCAGUCCCAUUAUGCCAGUUUGUCUUAAUACUUCAUUUCUGAAUGUGUUAAUGGCCAGGCCUUUUCAUUAUCCCAUGAUUCUCCCUGUUGAUCCGUCUGUUUAUCUUUUCCUUCAACUUUGGACAACUUUCCCUCCUCUGCAGCUUGUGUCAAAAACCUUGAAGCUUUUUUAUUUCAGUCUGUGUUGCUUCUACAAACGUGAUGUGUCACUAUCUAUUGUGUCUAAGAGCUGUGUGAAAGUUGGCUCUAUCUAUUGUGCAGCAUUUUUCACAAAGCAAAAUUCACAAGCCUCUCUGUGUAUUGAAAAGAAAAAUCUGAUGAAUUUCUGCUCUCUUUUAUUUUUUGCUGAUUUUGUGAAUUAUGAACUAUACUGGUCUCAUUGCAGUAACAUGUGUCUGACAGUACUUACAGGAAUAAAUAAAAUACCGGCUUCAGUAA